AAGUUGGAAUUUGUUUCAUGAGUGUCGUUCAUUCAUCUGAUGUGUUGUAUUUGGAUGAUCAGCCACAGUUGUGUAAAUAUGCCAAUCAAUAUCCUUAUUUAGAACAGUCCACAAGUAUCUUUGAAGGGUGUAAGUGUCCCUAUUCUACUGUUUUAUUAGGAGAAGAGGGAACUUGUUUGGUUGCAUUAGCAAGUUGUUCCAACCGAUGGAUGGUGUUAGAUGCUAGAACUGGUGAAUUGUUGUUUGAAGUAUCUCUAUCAGAGAGUGAUUUGUUCCAACUCGUGAAAGAAACUUUUUCUUGUACCGAGAGUGGUAGUCUUUGUUCCUUGCACCUUUCGGUAGUGGAAGAAUACUUGCCAACUAGAUACCUCGUGGACUUGUGGCUGGUUUAUUCCAACGGCGUGGAAUUCUCAGUUGUCUUGCUAUUCCCUUUUUGUGUCAAAGUUACUCUUCGUAAUAGUGACGAUGGAUAUGGUUACUUGAAUAUGACGCGCAUAGGUAUAUAUAUAUAUCUAUCCUAUUUUUGUUACUUGUAUUAUUGUUAUACUGAAACCCUUUAUCACGUAAUAGAGUUGUUGGCUUUACCAGAAAACAUAUAUCCUUUUCAACUUGUCAAUAAGGCUAGUGAAUAUUUCUCUUCUGCAGAAUUACACGUGUCUCGAUGUAUUUUGGGUAUGGAUGUAGGAGGACCGGUAGUUUUGUUAAACCCAUGGAAGGACAGUUCAACCCAUUAUUCUUGUGCUAUUUUGGUCUGUAACUAUUCUAUUCUUUUUAUGAAGGCCAGUAACAGUAGUGAUACGAGUUGUCUUGUGAUGGAACAUUGGGUGAAUAUUGAACAGUUGUCUUGUAUUACUAGUGCAAUAUUAUUAUCUUUAAAGAUAUGGUCAAAAGAGGAAUAUACGGAUGAUGAUGAUGAUCGUUAUUCUUGUCUGUUGAUUGGGACUAUUCAAGGCAGUAUAGAAUGGAUAUGCAUGAAUGAUAGGAAACCAAAGAAAAUUUGUCAAAUGAAAACAGCCAUCAAGAAUUUGUUGAUCAAUUCCAAGUUUUUAGUGAGUUGUGAUGAAAUAGGCGAUGUUAUCAUGAUUCCAUUGGAAAGUGUUCAUUUAUCGCUAUUUUUGGACAAACCAUUGGAUGAGCGCUUUAUGAUUACUUUUUCAUUGGGUUGUAUUGUCCAACUAUUGGAAACUAUGGAUGAUCACACAUUUUUAAUGUUAUCCAACUCAGGAAGUUUUGAAUAUUGGAUUGUCCAAAGGGAACAAGAAACAGUUUUACAUCAUGGAGAAUCUAAUUUUCCAACUUUUCAUUGUAAAAGAAUCACAUUGAUAGGACCCAAUGCAGCUUAUGUAGGAUGGACAUUGUAUGCAGAUUUUCAUAAUCAGAAAGAAGAAAUGGUAUUUAUUGCAAUGGAUGGUAGUUUUUUGGUUCUUUCAUCGACUGCCAUAUCCAAUUGUAUUCGAGAUAGAAACUUUUCUCCUACAGCAUUGUCUUCUGAUUCGGAUGGAACUUUUGAAGAGUUGAAUUCUUCAGCUUCUCAUUUAUUUCAACAAAUGGACAAUUUGACUGGUAUACAACAACGAUAUGAGCAAAUAUUCCGAGAGUUUCAACAAGAAAUGAGUCGAUUGAACUCUUUAUUACAUUGGUACGAUGAGAUGAGAAAUGAGACUCUGAAGAAUGGUGGUGGUUUUCAAGUUGCCAUCAAGCAAGUGAGACGUAUCGAAACUGGAAAGAAGAUUGUUAGUCACCAUAAUCGUAGUUGUGAUGAAGGAGUUGAUGACCAAAUAGAUCAUAGUCUCUAUCACAUUAUAAUAGAAUGGACUUAUCACGGCAACGAAUUAUGGAUGCCUUUUUCUAUUCUUGUACAAUGGAAGAAUAUUUCUUGUGAUGAUGAUAUCGAAAUCCUUUCACAACAUACUUUUCAGUAUGACCAAUUAACUACGAGUACUCAUGAACUAAUGGAAAUUCCGUUAUACAAAACCAACGGAUUAUAUGUUCAUUUUCGUAUCUUUUUUAUGAUGUCAUUGGAUCAAGUGAGUCCUUUGUUGUCUCAUAUGAGUCAUCGAUAUCCUGUUUGGUUGGAAUUAUCUUGUGAAAGAAGUAAAUUGGAUGUUUUGGAUUUUUGUGAACCCAUAAAGAUAAGAUGCAACGAUGAUCCAAUAAGAAAACGAGAGACUCCGACGAUUACUUGUCGAAUGAGCAAUCCUUAUCAAAAGAGUUUUCAUUCUUCAUCAUUGUUGUUACCUCCUGAAUGGAAUUUAUCUGAAAAUGAUUGGUUUGUUCCUAUCAAGACGCCAUGGAAUGAAUGCAUUAUUUUGAUUCAUCGAGUGGAAACUAUCGUCAUACAAUGUUCUAGUCUCAAGUCAUUGGCUUUAUUUCAUUCAUGUUUAUGGAAACGUUUGAAUGAUGCUUCGGUAUCCCAACCAAAGCAACUCAUAACACGUUUAGAACAAGAAGAAAAAAGAUGGAGAGAUAACGAUAAAGUAAUUUUACAUUCCUUGCAACAAGCACAAAAUGAAUUACAACAAGCGGAACAAGUAUUGGAAAAAAUGAGAAGAUCGAAUGACUGUGCAGAGUCCAUCCAAAAUGUGAUUCGUUGUAUUUUAGAAGCUUAUCGAAUGUGGAGAGGUUGUUGUUUUGUGAUAACAUCCCAUACGCAAUGAAUAAUAAAGUACAGAAAUGAAAACUUUAUUCUCCCU
Galdieria sulphuraria is the source of this 2693-nucleotide messenger RNA. RefSeq lists its product as uncharacterized. The coding region runs from base 18 to 2657 and encodes 879 amino acids. The record is from RefSeq and is a predicted model, not a curated record. Lineage: Eukaryota; Rhodophyta; Bangiophyceae; Galdieriales; Galdieriaceae. The transcript is spliced from 4 exons.